Messenger RNA from Varroa destructor (honeybee mite), 4425 nucleotides. RefSeq names its product dynamin related protein 1 (gene Drp1). Lineage: Eukaryota; Metazoa; Arthropoda; Arachnida; Mesostigmata; Varroidae. Gene Ontology annotation, biological process: intracellular distribution of mitochondria; mitochondrial fission; peroxisome fission. The record is from RefSeq and is a predicted model, not a curated record. Gene Ontology annotation, molecular function: GTPase activity; microtubule binding; GTP binding. Gene Ontology annotation, cellular component: cytoplasm; microtubule; mitochondrion.
CCUUAUACCGAUUAUUAAUAAACUGCAAGACGUCUUCACAACGGUUGGCGGUGACGCUGUGCAUUUGCCCCAAAUUGUCGUCGUUGGCGCUCAGGUUCGUGAUAGUAUUUUGGGGGUUACUUUUGCUUUAUGCAUCUUUUCACGAACUGCUUUUUGGAACAGUAAAUCUCAAUAAAGAUCAUUACUGUGUCCGCGUUUUCUCGUAAUGAACUUCAAUGCUUAGUAAGAGAUCAGUAGUUUUUCAGAUGCUUUGACGACAUAUGCGAAGAAAUCUUUCGUAGCAUCUCGAACAAUUUACCUUGAUAAUUGCUGCUUAAUCGUAGUAAAAGUGAGUUUACAAAAGGGGAAAUAAAGCACAUAUUAGAGAACGUUUAUGUGCUUUCGUAUAUGUAAACGGUUCUGCUGCAACUACAAGUUGGAUGUUAGCAGUGGAAAGAAUCACAAACAAGAAGUUUCGAGACCUUCUUAAAGAGCAUCUUAUAAGAAACAGCACGAAGGGAAAUUGAACCCGGCGGCUUGUGAUGGACACCGAUGCUAGAGAUAUGUUUAAAGAGCUUAACCGAGAUUCGAUCUCUACAAACGGUCAGUCAUCUCGCUAACAUGUGUUGGAAAAACAGGUGUGGACGUUUUGAGCUUUCUCGUCUUUGUGGCCAAUGAAGACAAAAUACAGAGGAAAUGUUCAUAAUAAGACAUACUGAAAUCCUUGGGACGUCAAAAGCGAAGCUUUGGUGGCGUGAAAUAAAGCAAAUAGGUAACAAAAGUAGCUGUAGCUACUUUGUUCCCUUAAGAAAUAUUGGUGAUGACGGGUGUGCUAACUUGCGAAAAGUUCUUUAUUGGUCGAGACAAUCAUAUUGCAUUUUGUAGCCGAACGUAAUGAAAGUCUCCUGAAACUCUUUGAGAGAAACAUUUAACACACGCCAUAGUUGCUUGGUCAUUAGAAGAGAGACAUAAUGCGCUGAAAAAAUGACAUAACAGAAAGGAUUACGCUCUGAAAAUUCACCAGUGACAUGAAUAAAGCAAUAUUGUAGCUCUCUAGAAACAUUUAGUAAGUUGCGAAUUGUUGAAAUUCAAGUCUAACAUUUUUGCUAUACAGCCGCAUAAAAUUGAAACGUUUAACACACACAAGGUUGGCGUUCGUAAACCGUUGAUGCAAUGGAAAUCCGAAAAUUUCCCGAGAAAUAUUUUCCUUGUUCGUGUAUUAAUAGCGCCGAUGAAGACUACAUUUCGUCAUAAAUUAGCUGGUUUUGGGAUUAUGGGAACCCGUACCUCGUAUCGUUCAAUGACUAGUUAGAUAAAUCCUAAUUUUGUUUAUUUCAAAUCUAAGUUCCACGUAAAUAAGUCUACCGCGUGUUCCUACUCAUUGUACGUUGCAGUCUAGUUGUCUAAUUUUUACGGCAGAGUUUUUGCACAGCAAACUGACAUCAUUUUUAUUUAUCCGCUGAAGUCUUAGUUUCUGUUGUAGCAAUUGCUCGUAGGAACAAAGCUUGCAUAUCUGACGGCUAGUUGCAGAAACAACACAGUUCAUCUACUGUAGCCUAGCGAGCAGAUUAUGCAAGUAAAAAACGAGAGGUGAACGACACCCAUGCCACUUUCGGGUCGGGUCGGGCGUUUUUUGCUGCCGUUGUGGUAUCAUUCUGGCCUUGCUUGGCAAGUUACAAAUUGCAAAUAGUGUCGCCUGGGCUACCCUUUACUCAACUAGUGAGUAUCAGCAUCAUUUGCCGAGUGGCUGAUUGACCACCAACCUGGUCAUUUACAUCGGUUGGUUUGCUACUCUCUUGAACUGACCAAUUUUGACUGCGAGAAAGCAAGCUCAAUUGUUCAGCUCAUGAAGCUGGAAUAUUUCAUGCGGACGCCUGCAGCCCUUAUUAAUAGACAUUUUUUUACAAAAUAGUGCGGGUAUUACCCGUCUCUACGGCGGUAUGCCACGAUCAAAAGGCUUAGUUACUUCUCCGCUAAGUGACGGGACGCAACUACUGCAGCAGAACGAAGGGGCUCAUUCACUGACGAAUUUGUCGCCGUCGUUCGUGCACCGGAUAGAUUAUUGAAUUAGUGCAGGAAAAAGUUCAGUACUCGAAGCGAUUGUAGGUCGGGACUUCCUUCCUCGCGGUUCAGGAAUCGUCACUCGAAGACCACUGGUUUUACAGCUCGUUCACGUCGCAAAGGAUGACAAAACGCAUCGAAGUCUCGAAUCAGGGACGAUGGCAGUUGAAGAGUGGGGUGAAUUUUUGCAUCUCAAAAAUAAGGUUUUCACUGACUUCAAUGACAUUAGGGAAGAAAUUGAGAAAGACACCGACCGAGUUUCCGGUACGAACAAAGGUAUCUGUUUUGAAUCCAUUAACUUGAAGAUCUACUCAAACCGAGUUGUGAAUCUCACACUCGUCGAUCUACCUGGUUUGACGAAAGUUCCCGUCGGUGACCAGCCAGAAGAUAUCGAAUCCCAAAUCAAGGAACUCAUCCUCAAAUUUACAAUUAAUCCGAAUUCGAUUAUUCUCGCGGUGACGCCAGCCAACACCGACUUCGCGACAUCAGAGGCCAUCAAGCUAGCUCGAGAUGUCGAUCCCGAGGGUCGACGUACUUUGGCUGUCAUCACAAAACUCGACCUUAUGGAUGCGGGAACAGACGCUGUUGAUGUGCUCUGCGGUCGAGUCAUUCCGAUCAAGCUCGGCAUCAUCGGUGUAGUCAACAGAUCCCAACAGGACAUUAUGAACAAGAAGGAUAUUAGCGCGGCUCUCAAAGAUGAGGCAUCCUACCUUCAGCGCAGGUAUCCUGCUUUGGCAAACAGGAACGGCACCCCGUAUCUUGUUAAGACGUUGAAUCGUCUGUUGAUGCACCAUAUCCGCGACUGUCUGCCCGAGCUGAAGACCCGUGUCAAUGUGAUGAUCUCACAGUUCCAACAAUUACUUAAUUCGUAUGGCGAAACUGUCGAUGAUAAGGGUCAAACGCUCUUGCAGAUUAUCACCAAGUUCGCUUCGGCAUAUUGUGCCACCAUUGAAGGUACGGCUCGUAACAUAGAAACGACAGAGUUGUGUGGUGGCGCACGCAUCUGUUACAUCUUUCACGAGACAUUUGGAAGGACCCUAGACAGCAUCGAUCCACUGGCCGGACUUACGACGCUUGACAUUUUGACGGCAAUACGGAACGCGACCGGCCCGCGGCCAGCGUUGUUCGUCCCGGAAGUGUCCUUCGAAUUACUUGUAAAACGACAAAUUCGACGGCUGGAAGAGCCAUCACUUCGUUGUGUGGAACUUGUCCACGAAGAGAUGCAGCGAAUUAUUCAGCACUGUGGUAUCGAAGUUCAGCAAGAAAUGUUACGUUUUCCAAAGCUUCACGAGUCCAUCGUAGAGGUUGUUACACAGCUCUUGCGACGACGUCUUCCGCCAACCAAUUCGAUGGUAGAGAACAUAGUCUGUAUUGAGCUCGCGUACAUCAAUACCAAACACCCCGAUUUCCAUGACGCCACCCUUGUUCGGGGACUUUCGAAGGGCCCCGAAGAAAAGCGUCCGAUGAAGAGUGCUCUUGCGCACAGUUGCGAUCACGCGGGUCAGGGGGUCGUAAUGGCUAAUGGAGACGGGACUUCCAACGUCGACUUAAAAAUUAUGAAUAAGAGUACCUCGCUGCGAACAUUCAGCGCGAACCUGGAUGCACCUUCGUCUAUCCAGAAUGCGACGCCCACAAUCGCACCAGUUACAAACUCAGGUGGUUUCCUAGCUAACCUGAUGGGGGGUGGUUCAAGCCAAGCGACCCCGAGCAGUCAGGGAACGCCGGCACAUAAAACCAAGCAACCCGUCAGCCCUGUGAAGCCCACCAGCUUUUUGGCUGAAGUGCCUACAACGGCUCCGACACGAAAGCUCUCACCAUGUGAACAGCACGACUGUGAAGUCAUUGAGAAGUUAAUAAAGUCCUAUUUCCUCAUCAUUCGAAAAAAUAUCCAAGACUCGGUACCGAAGGCAAUCAUGCACUUCCUUGUUAAUCAUGUAAAGGAUAACUUGCAGUCGGAGUUGGUGACUCACCUGUACAAGCACGAGCAAUUCGAAACGCUGCUCGCGGAGAGCGAUCAUAUCGGCGCUCGUCGAAAAGAGGCCAUUGAAAUGCUCACUGCCCUGCAAAAGUCAAGUCUAAUUAUAGGAGAGAUCCGUGAAACUCAUAUGUGGUAAAGAAACUCAAUAAGCACGUGGCAUUUUUUGCCUAACGAGACAUGCACAGAAGAGAAGACAAAUGUGAACUCUAUAUACAGGAUGAUAUGAAGACAGUCGGAUAGUACAGGAUGCGGUUGGUGUCUUCUACGUGACUAUGGAAACGAGCAACAACCGCAAGGAGAUAACGAAGGCAUGGGCAACAAUGCGCCGUUACCCACUAUAGUAAUAGGAAUAUUAAUAGGCAGACAAAAAGAGAAAUCCGUAGCUAGUUAUAGUAAUUAUAGGACAA